AUGGAUGCCAAUGAUCCGUUGUUAAUCAGAAGCACCGAGGCGGGGAACCGCCCGGUGGAAGAAUCUGGUUCGCCGCCGGCGUGGGCUUGGGAGCUCCGUGGGCAAAUCGAGCACUUGGCGGGCAUGUUCAACGAGUUGAGCUCGAAGUUAAACUCCUCACCUUCGAUAGGGCGGUCAACGACCGACGUUCAAGGUGAGGAUACGGUCGACACCGCUGUCAGCGACGAUCCCAGUGUCGAGGAGCACCGAACCUCCUUACUAGACUUCGUCGGGGUGCAAGGGGUACCGACGAGGGGAGGUCAAUGUCGUCGAGGGGUUGACAUAACGAAGGUGUCCAAGAGGGCACGGAAUACCAGAGCUGUCACUGGAGGGCCCUUCAUCGGGGUUGCCGAUGCCAGAGGCUUCAUCUGUUUCAAGAGGCAGGUGAAGAGUUUGCCUGAGAUCCAAUUGAGUGGUCGGUAUGGACCUUCAGAAGAAGAUGAAUGGGCAUUCGAGUAUUUCUACGUGAACCACAACGUCAGCGAACCCCUGAGACAGUUAAUUAAUGAUACUUGUGCGAGGAACAAGGACCUCACGUUCAAGGCGAGAGUGCUGACUAUGUGGAGUGUCCUCGAGAGCUACUCGGACGGCACUGACGAGAUGUCAUUGGUGAAGCGAUGGGAAGCCUUGGGUUGCGGCCCUGAGGGAGCGAAGGGGUUGGAGACCUUCGUGUCCAAAUUGGAAGGCCUUCGAGAUCAGCUAUCCGAAGUUCGGGGAGCUCCUGUCUCGGAUCUGGAGGCGAGAGCUCGACUGUAUAUGGGACUACCCCGGGACGGGCAACUACAUGUAGAUCGCUUGCCGAGAUUGUCAGUGGCGACAUACAGAGACAUGCUCCGAGAGUGCAAGUCCUGGGCUCAGCUUACCUUGAGAUAUGGGGUAGAGAGUCUUGGGAUGAGAUCGAUGGCACCACUGAAGUUACCUACCAAAGAUCACACGGGUCCUAAGAAAGGCCAAACCGGAGCCCAUUUGGCCGAGUUGCACAACGCGGAGAUCGACAGUAGGGCAAGAGCCCAGGUGUAUGUUAGCGGCCUACCCUUCCAUUGGACCUUUCGAGAGACGAAGGGUUUGAUCGGUGAGCUCUCCAAUGGCGACUUGUCGGUGUAUGUUACCAUGUUGCCCAGGAAGGGCACUGCCAUCGUGAAGCUCAAGACCGAUGUCGAAGCUGAGAGAGUGAUACAAUUAUUGAACGGCAAGCAGAUUGGUGGGCGGGUUGUGUUGGCUAAGCACGAUAAGUUCGCGCAAAAGACGGUUGAUAGCAAUCCCCAGGUCAAUCUGAGUGAGGCACAGCAGAGAGUGUGCCCGUUAGACGACUCCUCAUCUGAGGAGAGUAGUAGCUCGGCGGAAUGUCAUAUCCUUGCAGUCGAGACCGGCGUUCUUGAUGAUAGCCAUUGGGCGAAUACCUCUUUGGAGGAGAGACUAUCGAGUCAACAGUGUCAAGAGCGAAUCGUACCGGAUAUUGUGGCGUUAUGCCAGACCAGCAAGGGUGUCGAGUCCGUUGAGGCUAAGAGCUUCGAGAGCAACAUUGAGAACAUUGAGAGUAAGAGCUUCGAGAGCAACAUUGAGAACAUUGAGAGUAAGAGCUUCGACAGCAACAUUGAGAACUUCGAGAGUAAGAGCUUCGAGAGCAACAUUGAGAACUUCGAGAGUAAGAGCUUCGAGAGCAAUAUUGAGAACAUCGAGAGUAAGGGCUUCGAGAGCAACAUCGAGAACUUCGAGAGAAAGGGCUUCGAGAGCAACACCGAGAACGUCGAGAGAGCCUACGGCGAUAUUGAGGUUGAGAACAUCGAGAGCUGCAGGUCUAGGCUUCGAGAGGGCCCGAAGGUCAGGGAACCUACGUCGAAGCGAUUGGCUGUCACAUACACGGCCAAUGGGUUGCCGACCGUGGCAGUAAGUCUUCAAGGCAGGGUCACUACGGUUGCGCUCCUGGACACAGGAGCGACAGACGUGUUCGUGUCCAGUACUUUAUACCAUCGGUUGAAGGCACAGUCGCCAGGCCUGGAGUUGAAGCAGGGUGACAUAUCGGUGAAGUUGCUCGAUGGAGGAGCAGUCACGAUCCCUCAUAGUCUAUGA
Perkinsus marinus ATCC 50983 is the source of this 2109-nucleotide messenger RNA. RefSeq lists its product as hypothetical. The transcript has a single exon. The record is from RefSeq and is a predicted model, not a curated record. Gene Ontology annotation, molecular function: RNA binding. Bases 1 to 2109 code for a protein of 702 amino acids. Lineage: Eukaryota; Perkinsozoa; Perkinsida; Perkinsidae.